GCUCCGCAUUCCCUCAGUUUGGCUCCCAUUGGCUGGCAAAUGAGCAAUUCUCUGUUGUUCAUUCCAAACUGCAGGAAAGCCACACGGCGAUCAUCAAAAACGACAUCGUUAUUGAUGUCAUCAAGACUAUUCCAUCCAUCUCGGAAUCACACCCAAGUCCGUGGCUGCACGGCUCGAUCCGGGCGCACGGCGGCUUUAUUUACUAGUAAAGCAUGCUAGCCCCGCCAGCUAACUAGCCAGCGUCUCGUCUUCUCCCUUAUCUUCAUGGCUUUCCGCUGUUGAUUCUUCCAGGCUUGUGCUGGGGGCAGCGAGGCUAACACAUUAAUGCCAUCUGCCAGGAAUUCCGGCUAUAUUAUGAGCGGGGCGGGCUGCAAAGCAAACGGCGCCGUGUACCCCGCCUCGUCUGCAAUGUUGAACUCCGUGAAGAAGCCGAAGAUGGAGCAGAUUCAGGCCGACCAUGAGCUCUUCCUUCAGGCCUUCGAAAAGCCGACUCAGAUAUAUAGAUUUCUUCGCACUAGGAACUUGAUUGCACCCAUAUUUUUGCACAGGUCCCUCACUUUCAUGGCUCACAGAAAUGGUCGAUUAAAUGCCAAAAGGAAACCAUUCAAAGUGGAUAACAUGUUGCAGGCAGUAGAGAAGAUGAAGGGAGAGCAGGAAUCUCCCAGCUUGUCAUCACAUCUGCAGUUAACUUUCACUGGGUUCUUCCAUAAGGAUGAAAAGCCAUCUCAGAAUUCAGAAAAUGAACAAAAUUCUGUCUCUUUAGAGGUGCUACUUGUCAAAGUCUGCCAUAAAAAACGCAAGGAUGUUAGCUGUCCAAUUAAGCAAGUGCCUACAGGUAAAAAGCAGGUGCCUUUGAACCCCGAGAGCAACCAAACCAAGCUGGGCUCAUGUCCUUCCUUAGUGGUGUCCAGCAAUGAGUUUGAGCCCAGCAAUAGUCACAUGGUCAAGUCCUACUCGCUCCUCUUCAGGGUGUCCCGGACAGGGAGGAGGGAUGCAAAUGGCCUAGCUAACGGUGAAGCCAAUGAGAACAUUGAUGUGACAGAUACUCCAAGUAGAAAAAAGAGAAACUCGACCCAUAAAGAAGAGGGGGACGCUAUAGAGACAUAUGUGGCACAGAUGACAGUUUUUGAUAAAAAUAGGAGGUUGCAGCUGCUGGACGGGGAGUACGAGGUGUCAAUGCAGGGGAUGGAGGACAGUCCUGUGAGCAAGAAGCGAGCCACGUGGGAAACUAUUCUUGAUGGGAAGAGGCUGCCACCGUUUGAAACAUUUUCUCAGGGACCCACGUUGCAAUUUACUCUACGUUGGACAGGCGAGGCCAGUGGGAAGUCCACUGCCCCUGUAGCGAAACCUCUGGCUACUCGAAACUCUGACACCUCUGGACCCAUGGAGACCAGGACCAGCCACCAUAGGACGGCCCCAAUGACAGUAAAAGAGUCCAUUGGCACGGACAUCCACACUAGAAAAGAGCAUGUCCCAUAUGAGCCGCGCCAGAAACUAAGAAUAUUUUAUCAGUUCCUGUACAACAACAACACACGGCAGCAGACGGAGGCGAGAGAUGAUCUUCACUGUCCUUGGUGCACGCUGAAUUGCAGCAAGCUCUACAGUCUCCUUAAACACCUCAAACUCUCCCACUCACGCUUCAUCUUCAACUAUGUGCCUCACCCCAAAGGAGCAAGGAUAGACGUGUCCAUCAAUGAGUCUUAUGACGGCUCGUACGUUGGUAAUCCUCAGGACAUCCACAGCCAACCGGGCUUCGCCUUCAGUCGCAAUGGUCCGGUCAAGAGGACCGCCGUCACCCACAUACUGGUUUGCAGGCCCAAGCGGACUAAGCCGAGUCUGUCAGAGUUCCUAGAGUCCGAAGAUGGAGAGUUGGAGCAACAGAGGACCUAUGUCAGUGGACACAACCGCCUCUACUUCCACAGUGACAGCUGCAUGCCUCUGCGGCCCCAGGAGAUGGAAGUGGACAGCGAGGACGAAAGAGACCCCGAGUGGCUGCGAGAGAAGACCGCUACGCAACUGGAUGAGUUCACCGAUGUCAAUGAAGGCGAGAAAGAGGUUAUGAAGCUAUGGAACCUUCACGUCAUGCAGCACGGGUAUGUUGACACCAACUCCUCGCCUGCGCUCACAGACCACAACGUUAGCUUCAUAGCUGACAACCAGAUGAACCACGCCAUCAUGUUGUUUGUGGAGAGCUGCGGUGAGCACAUUGUCCGCCGCAACCUCUGUCGCAACUUUCUGCUGCACCUGGUCAGCAUGCACGACUUCAACCUGGUGGGCACGGCCACCAUCGACCGAGCCAUGGUGCGCCUCAAGCAGAUCCAGGAGGAGCACCCGGACACGGAGGAGCAGCAGGAGCUGACUCCGAUGGCGACGGGGGGGAGCUGUAACGGCAACACUUUGACCUCCAGCGCGGGGAAGCAGGGCAAGAGGACAAAAAGCGCUCUGACGGACUGAUGCAGGCUCAAUGCAUGGGACUAUUAGUCAGGAGAAAGUUUUUCUUCUGUUUCCUCCCUUUUCAAUAAACUUUCCAACCUUUUUGGUGCUUAGACAUGCGGUCAGCACAGCGCCUGACCCCAAACAGACCCAAUAUUACAAGGUAAACAAGUUUUUACAACUUGAAGUCAACCAAAUAUGGACAAAGUAUAAGUGAAUCGCUGAUGUCUUUUGGUGAGGGUAUGAACAGACUGAGGAUCUUGUAGUCGUGUGUUCUACCUGGAAGAAAGGCUCAGCAAAGCUACAGGUCAAACUGUACCGCUAAGAUAAAUUGUAUGCAUACAUGAUAACCCUUAGCUGAUUAUUUUAGCACUUGAUGUUUUGUAUUUAGAGAUUUUCCAUUUUUAAAGUCAACGCUGCGCCAAAUGUCUUGUCUAAGGCAGCAUUUCUUCCUUGGAGUUGUUUCUGUUUUGGGAUUUUACUGUUGGAAGUCUCAGGCAGUUUAGAGAAGAGACAUUGUAAAGAUUGUGUCUAGGCUCCAAAAUGAUUUUUAUUCUUAGUUUUUUUGCCGAUAGGCUCUCUGGACAGUAGUGAUCAAUUAUAUCCAGAGUUAACUUUUAGUCUCAGUGCAGUUUUUGCCAAAGGGUUAUUAUGAUCAGCAUAUUCAUUAGUGUAUUUCUUUUUUUUUGGAUUGUGAAUAUGAACUGACCAUGAUCAUGGUUUAUUACCAACCUCAAUCGUUAUAAUUUCCUCAUGUCAAGUCGGUCGUUUCUUACCUUUUUAUCUUAAAGGGAGACUUUCUCACCUUAUUUGAAACACCCUGUUGAGAAUUGUGAAAAAAAGUACUGUCUGGCUUUAGGGUUUUUAUAUUUAAAUAAAAACACAUCCAGCCUC
Messenger RNA from Nerophis ophidion (straightnose pipefish), 3327 nucleotides. It is a transcript of the gene suz12b, whose product is annotated as SUZ12 polycomb repressive complex 2 subunit b. Lineage: Eukaryota; Metazoa; Chordata; Actinopteri; Syngnathiformes; Syngnathidae. The record is from RefSeq and is a predicted model, not a curated record. The transcript has 17 exons. Gene Ontology annotation, molecular function: chromatin DNA binding. Gene Ontology annotation, cellular component: nucleus; ESC/E(Z) complex. The coding region runs from base 325 to 2454 and encodes 709 amino acids.